CACGGGAGCUAAGCAACGAUGCCACCCGCGCGGGUUUUAAACGGUUACGUGGUCCGUCGUCAACAAACGUCCCCCCCAACAGGCGUCGUCCCUUCCCUGCUUGAACUUGCAAACCAGCCAACCCGACCAACCCCCAGUAUUUACUUAAGUACGUAGUCGCUCAGGUCAAAUCCUGGGCUGCGCCGACUGCACUGCAUCGUCAGCCUGCCAUUGCCGGAGCCCUUUUGCUCGUCACUCGUCACCCGUCACCCGUCUCUCGUCCCGUCACGGCUGCGACUUGCCUGCUUCAAGGUCCACCCACCUCCCGGAUCGUCGUCACUGGCAAAACCUCGACGUGCUGUCCCGCCCACCAAACAUCCCGGCCACAAGAAAAAAGGGGGCAGCCAGUCGAGCUAGACCGUCCACAAUAAAAUCGCCCCUGCUUCUCCCGACAGUGGCUCGUGUAACUCGUCCUAUGGAGCGUAGCCGCCUCCGAGCACACUUCAAUUGCCUUACUCUACGUUAGGUGGGACCAAUACGCGAGCGAAACCACCGCCAGCCAUCAUGGCCGGUAUCGAGCAGCUCGAGAUUCACUCCAAGUCAUACAUUGUCCGAUGGGUUAAGGUAGACGAGGGCCACACCAUUUCAUGGAGUGUUCAGCCGCACAAAAAGUCCAUCAAUUUUGGAAUUGUCAAGCACCCCGGCAGCGGCAGCACCAACCUCACCAUCAACCAGUCCGAAGAAGCGACCGACGCCCUCGAUGGCACCUCUGAGAGCGGAAAGAAGGGCGUCUUCGCAAAGAAGGACUCGAGCAAUGCUCAGGAACAGUUGACAAAGAAAGGCUUCAGGGUCGUGCAUUGGCAUGGAAAAUGCGAGGCCGACAAGGUAUCCAUGGGCACUUGGGACGUCGAUCACGAUCAUGGCGGCAUGUAUGGCCUCAUAUUCGACAACACCUUCUCGAAACAAACCUCCAAGACUGCCACAUUUGUGCUCCUGACGUACCCUACCGGCGCACCCCCGCAGACUGCGCGUAACUUGCCCAACCUGCAGGCCGGUAACAGCGCGAGCGCCAGCAGGACGAGUUUGGGAAACAAGGGCGGCCCAAGCCCCAGUCUGAGGCCCAGCGCGGGAGAGUCGGUGGAUAGUCUUCACAGCCAGAAGACAAGGGGCCGGGCCGCAUCCAACGCGCGAAGUGAGGCCGCCAACUCUAUGACCUCUGGGAAUUAUCACACCGGUGCCCUGCUGAAGAGGAGGCGCAAGAAGGGCCAAGGUUACGCGAGACGGUUCUUUUCGCUCGACUAUGCGACCUGCACCCUCUCCUACUACCACACUCGGAACUCUUCCGCGCUCAGAGGAGCCAUCCCAUUGAGUCUGGCAGCCAUUGCCGCGGACGAGACAAGGAGGGAAAUCAGCAUCGAUUCUGGCGCCGAGAUCUGGCAUCUCAGAGCCUCCAAUGACCGAGACUUCACGGACUGGGCACGAGCGCUGGAGAAGUCGAGCCGGAUUGCCCGGGGCCUUGAUCCAGCUUUUCUGGAGCCCGAACCGGUGAAGCGGCAGGUAACACGGCGCUCUUUAAUCGCCCCGCCGAAUAACCAGGAGGAGGAAGACCGGGAAUGGCAGCAGGUGGAGGCUCUGGUCAGCCGUGUCGUUGGGUCGCGCGACGCGCUCCGACGGCUUGUUAAGGAUAUGGCGGCACAGAAGCAGACCCAUGGUCCACGGCCACCGUCAUCCCAUCUCUCUCCUGGGACCCCGACCGUGGCGGAAGAGGGUGAUUACUUUACGCCAAUGCCGGAGAGGAAGCCCUUCUGGAAACGGAAAUCUAGCGCCUCGAUAACACCGGGGAUGCAACCUUCUGUCUCUUCAGCCUUGGCGGUACCCAGCCCCAACACUGCCGCAACAGCUGUCGCCCCUAACGGGACGACCAAGGAAGAGAAGAGGAGGUCGAAAGCUUCUAUCCCAGAUGAAAGCACGACGGCGGAGCACUGUAACGCCCUGCUCGGAGACCUCGACGCGGUCGUGGCAGAAUUCUCUAAUCUGCUAUCAAACAGCAAGCGACGCCGGUUGCCGGCAGCGCAAUCUGCUGCAUCUCGGGUGAGCAUGGAAUCCACGACGUCGGAUGAGUUUUUCGAUGCUGAAGAGGCUGGCGAUCGGUCGCAACUUCUCGUCAUCGAUCACCAGAGCGAAGAAGAGACCCCCGCCUCGGAGGUGGACGAGGCCGAGGUACACGAUGCGUCGUCCGUCUCUAGCGUUGAAGGAGAUGAUGAUGCCGCAGGUCGUUCGGAGAAUCAGGAUGACUACUUCCCCAGCAAGCCAAAGUCACUCACACCUCUGCCGGUGACUGAUCAGGUUGCGCGGCGCAAGACCAUUCCUCCGGCCAAGGUCAUGCCUCCCAGCCUAAUAGCUUUUGUGCGCAAGAAUGUCGGCAAGGACCUUUCAACAAUCAGCAUGCCAGUCUCCGCCAACGAGCCCACAUCUCUCCUACAGCGUGUCGCCGAACAGUUAGAAUACGCGAAUCUGCUCGACCAGGCAACAAAACAGAACCAGCCUAAUGAACGUAUCCUCUACGUCGCUGCCUUUGCCAUCUCUCAAUUCAGCGGGAGUCGCGGCAAGGAGCGUGCCAUUCGCAAGCCUUUCAACCCACUGCUGGGUGAGACGUUCGAGCUCAUCCGCGGCGAGAACGAAGUGCCUGGUGGACUUAGAUUAAUUGUCGAAAAGGUCACGCACCGGCCAGUCCGGCUGGCGAUGCAGGCCGACUCGUCGCUCUGGUCCUUCGCACAGAGUCCUGCACCUACACAGAAAUUCUGGGGCAAGUCUGCAGAGAUCACCACCGAGGGCCGGGCACGCGUCGUGCUGAGGUUGCCUGACGGCACCGAGGAGCGGUACAGCUGGAACAUCGCCACAGUCUUCCUCAGGAACGUAGUCAUGGGCGAGAAGUAUGUGGAACCUGUAGGGAAUGACAUGCAUGUCAUCAACGAAGGCACCGGUGCUAAGGCUGUCGUUGAGUUCCGCUCGAAAGGCAUGUUUGGCGGGCGAAGCGAGGACGUACAAGUCGAGACGUAUGAUGCUUCCGGUACACAUACCGGUCUGUCGCUGGCGGGCACAUGGACGAACUCUCUGAGGAGAGUGGAAGCCGGCAAGGCUGCCGGUGGAGAGAUCUGGCGCGUAGGGAGCCUGGUGGACAACGCGGCGAACACCUACGGCAUGACAACCUUCGCAGCCAGCCUCAACGAGAUCACACCUCUCGAGAAGGGCAAGCUGCCGCCGACGGACACAAGGCUCAGGCAGGACCAGAGGCUUGCCGAGGAGGGAAAGCUGGACGACGCGGAGGAGUGGAAGGUCAAGCUCGAGGAGGGCCAGAGGGCCCGCAGGAAGGUUCUAGAGGACAAGGGCGCCGAACACAAGCCCAGAUGGUUCACCAAGGUGGCCACGGUCGGGGAUGGCGAGGAAGUGUGGAGGCUCAAGGUUGGCAAGGAUGGGUACUGGGAGGAGAGGGCCAAGGGUCAGUGGACAGGCGUGGAACACAUCUUUGACGUCUAAGUCGUCAGCUGUGGGCUUGGGCUUGGGCAAGUGCAUCUGUAUAUUUCUGCAUUGCCAUUUCUCUAGCGGUCAAAUUCAUCCCUGCCAUUCGAAGCGACAAUAA
This is a messenger RNA of Diaporthe batatas, 3619 nucleotides long. RefSeq names its product oxysterol-binding protein related protein OSH3. The transcript has 3 exons. Gene Ontology annotation, biological process: piecemeal microautophagy of the nucleus; endocytosis; maintenance of cell polarity. The record is from RefSeq and is a predicted model, not a curated record. Gene Ontology annotation, cellular component: perinuclear endoplasmic reticulum; cytosol; intracellular membrane-bounded organelle. Lineage: Eukaryota; Fungi; Ascomycota; Sordariomycetes; Diaporthales; Diaporthaceae. Gene Ontology annotation, molecular function: sterol binding. The coding region runs from base 544 to 3516 and encodes 990 amino acids.